Molecule: messenger RNA, 419 nt
Organism: Mytilinidion resinicola
Lineage: Eukaryota; Fungi; Ascomycota; Dothideomycetes; Mytilinidiales; Mytilinidiaceae
Exons: 1
Coding region: 82-300 (72 amino acids)
Source: RefSeq, a predicted model, not a curated record
UUCCCAAUGGAAGCACAUUUCCGCAUCGUCUGCUCAUUUCAAACCACUUGGUCAAUCUCUAUUCCUAGCUGAUUCCGAUUUAUGAUUUGUGUCCAGUCCUACAUCAGCAUGUCGUUCCUUUUGUUGCUUCUCGUCGACAAAGUGGGUACGCGGCGUGCAGUUAAAAUUGCACGUGACAAGCCAUUCGCCGUACCUACCCUUAGCCUCCUGUCAAAUCCACCACGGCCAGAGCCCCCAUCUACAUCACAGCGGUUCUUUCGGUUAGUUCUUGUCCACAAAGAGUCCACGCAGCGUGCCUAAAACCAUCCACUACUACACCUCCACUACCACCAUCCUAUACUACGACGCCGCAGCCAAUAACACUACUUGAACAUAGAUUCCUAGUCGCGCUAGGCCCCAUUUAGCAAUCUGUUAUACUU